UCGACGUAUUUUUUUGGAUUAAUAUUGCGUACAGUAGCGAUUGUUUUUAAAAAAAUCGAGUGGUGGAACGCGGCGCCCGUAAGUUCAGUGCAAAUUGUGUAGCCAAUCAGAUCGUUCGCUACUAGUAGUACAAAUCACGUGUUUAAAAGUUUUCCGAGCGCAACUGAAAAUUUUCUCGAGUUUAGGUACAUGUUUAUUAUAUUGUUCAAUUAUAUUAUUAACGAAAUAAUAUGAGUUUACAAAGUUAUGCUUAAGGAUAAUUAAAAAUAAAUAUUAUAUACUUAGAAAUAUAAAUUUAAAUUAGAUCGCAGUAGAGCCAGUAGGUACUUAACUGAAUUUUAAGAAAAAAAAAAGGAAUCAUCGUUACGUAAAAAUGAAAAAAGAAACAGUUUUGUUAUAUCUUAUAUUAUGGACAAAAAUAAGCGUGUUGAACGCUGAAGAGUUACAUAAAGAGAUACCGGCGUCUUUGCUACAGAAGAAAGACCUAGCGUUAUCGGUAUGCAGCGAUUUAAUCAAAAAUGAAUCGUAUUCCAAUGUUAGCACGAAGGAGCGCGAGGAUCGUAAAAUAUGUGAAAAUAACUUUUUAAGUCACUACCACAUAUCUAAAAAACCACCAAAAGUAACGAUAAGAGAGCGGACGUCAUACAAAGUUUCGUUCACAGUGACGCCGUCGAAACAUACACAAAUAGUAGCGUUGCUCAAUGAACAUAGUAACGACGAGAUCAUAUAUUACAGCCUUAUCAAAAACAAUGAAAAGCCCAACGCAAUAUACCCCGAUCCUGAGGAAAACUAUACUUUCUGGUCAGCUGCACUGAGCCCUACCGGCACCCCCUCGCUGUGGAGACGAGGGCCGGCUUUACAAUCAUGGAAACAAUAUCAUGUCGAGAAACAGUAUGAUAUUAAGUUUAAGUUUUUGAUGGAUUCAUAUAAAAAUGAUUCGUAUUACAUACCUGGUCAGUUUUCGUGGAAUUCUAGUGAUCCUACAGAUUCAGAUUUUAGAGUAAUAAAUAAUUGCGUGAAAGAAAUCCAAGGAAAUAUGUACAAUAAAAGGAUCGGACCAAAUCGCACCGUGGUAUUGCAAAGGUUGCCUCUAAAUGAUACGUGCACGAUACGCGUGAAGGGAAAAUACGGCAUGACUAAUGUUACGUACCGGACGCCUGCUUAUGAAAAUGUGUCCCUAUGUGAGCCACCGCCAGAAAUACCAAGUAAUUUAUCUACGGAGGCAUUGCAAGAAGGGAAUUCAAAUCUUUGGUCGGUGCGAGUGCGAUGGGCAAAGCCCAGGCGCGCGCCUCACGACUACAACGUUACUUUACGUGCACACACCAUACACAGUCGAAAUGUUACAGGGAACGUAACAGAAGUGAAGUUCAAAAACGUGAAAGGAGAGGGGAUGUAUAUCGUGUCUGUAGUCGCGCGAGUUCCUGGCAGACCUCCAGCAGUUGCCACUCUAAGGAGCAUAUUUCCCGCUCGAGUGACCACGCCGGGGUCAACCGGCCUCAUGAUGGGCGCGUCGUGGGCGGCGGCGCUGCUCACCGUGAGCGCGCUGCUCAUGAUCAUUCUCUACGUGCGCAGGAGACUGGCCACUAAGCGCUGCGCUAACAUAUACUACCCGGGAAUCCUUGAGAAAACACCGGAAGAUAUUGACAAAGACACAGGCAGUCCUGAAUCCGGUUCAGAGGACCACUGGGAGAUUCGUCCGGAUCGUUUGCUCCUGCAUGAAAUCAUCGGAGAAGGUGCCUUUGGCGUCGUACGAAGGGGCACCUUGGCACCAGCUAACAAAAAUGUGGCUAUUAAAAUGCUAAAAGAUUUCCCAUCCCUGGAGGAGAUCCGGUCGUUCCGCGCGGAGAUGGAGCUGAUGAAGAGCGUGGGCGCGCACCCGCACGUGGUGAGCCUGGUGGGCUGCUGCAGCGGCCGGCGACCCCUCAUCGUGGCCGAGUACUGUAGCCGCGGAGACCUCUUGUCCUACCUCAGAUGCUCAUGGGACCUGAUGCUGUCAAGGCGUAACGUCAAGUACUACAACAAUAACAAAGAAUCCAUCAACUAUCGCAACGACCUGUUUAAAAAUAAACCCGACUCGAGAUUUGUUGCGAACCGCCUCUACGAAUUUGAGGAAGUUUGCGACACCGAACUCACUUUACUUGACCUGCUUUCCUUCUGUCGACAAAUUGCUAUGGGCAUGGAGUUUUUAGCUUCAAACCGAGUAAUUCAUAGGGACUUAGCGGCUAGAAACGUAUUAGUAACUGCUGAUAGGACAUUGAAAAUAGCCGAUUUUGGUCUAUCGCGAGACGUGUAUCAAGAAAACCAGUAUAAGCAGAAAAGCAACGGCAAGAUGCCCGUGAAAUGGAUGGCGUUGGAGUCUUUAACGCAUCGGAUUUAUACAACACAGACUGAUGUGUGGUCGUUCGGCGUGGUGAUGUGGGAGGUGGUGACGUUGGGAGGAGCGCCGUACGCCGGCGUGAGCGCCGCAAGGUUGCCGCGCUUGCUAGCGGCGGGGUACCGCAUGCCGAGACCGCAAAACUGUAGUGCAUCAUUAUACCAGUUAAUGUUGGCAUGCUGGAACGACCGGCCCCGCUCCCGACCAACAUUCUCAGAGCUGCACGCCACGUUGGACGAGCUGCUGUGUGCCAGCGCCGACCACUACCUCUCCCUCACGCUGCCAGCCUUCGUGCCCGACGACGUCGCUCCCGACGCACCGCUCAGCCGAUACGUGCGCAAUUUGAUGAGAGGGAAGUGGCGGAACGGCAAGAUGUAUGAACGGCCGCUCACCGCGCCCACCAACCACUACACAGCGCAGCCAUCGCCUCUCAUACAAACUUGACUCACUGAAUAGACUCGUUGGAUUUAAAUCAUCAUGAUCAGACAAAUGAACUGAUAAGUUAAAAUAUAAUAGUCGCCAUUAGACAAAUGAGCUCAUUGGAUUUAAAUCAUCGCUAUCGGAAAAAUGGGCUCGUUGGAUUUAAAUCGUCGACGUCAGAAGAAUACGCUUAAUUAAUUUGAAUCAUUGCUAUUAAACAAAUGGAUUCCUUCGAUUUAAAUCAUCAGACGAAUUAACUUAAUGGAUUUAAAUCAUAGAGAUGUUUUAUUUAGAGAAAUACCUAAACGUGAAACGAUUGUACAUAUACAGUUUUAUUUCUUGUAAAACAGGAAUGAGAAUGUUAGUGUACCGUAAUUAUUAUAUUUUAGUUAAUAUGAAUUCCUAUGAUCUCAAGUACGAAAUAUUAUUACUUAUUACGUACGUAAUAAUUAGUUCAAAUUGC
Molecule: messenger RNA, 3257 nt
Organism: Maniola jurtina (meadow brown)
Lineage: Eukaryota; Metazoa; Arthropoda; Insecta; Lepidoptera; Nymphalidae
Gene: torso
Product: tyrosine-protein kinase receptor torso-like
Exons: 16
Coding region: 374-2818 (814 amino acids)
Biological process (GO): protein phosphorylation; multicellular organism development; cell surface receptor protein tyrosine kinase signaling pathway
Cellular component (GO): signaling receptor complex
Molecular function (GO): protein binding; ATP binding; transmembrane receptor protein tyrosine kinase activity
Source: RefSeq, a predicted model, not a curated record